Molecule: messenger RNA, 1353 nt
Organism: Vicia faba (fava bean)
Lineage: Eukaryota; Viridiplantae; Streptophyta; Magnoliopsida; Fabales; Fabaceae
Source: the annotation of a GenBank genome assembly
AUGAAGUGGUCCAUGUCUGCAACACAAUUUGUAAACUUAAAGAUCAACAAGUCUAGAAAUAAAAGUUUUGGGUACAUAGUGGACAGAAUCAGAGAUAAACUCCAAAGUUGGAAGGAAAAGACUCUAUCCUAUGCUGGCAUAGUAACUCUUAUAAAAUCUAUUACUCAAGCUAUUCCAAAGUCAUUGGUUCUUAUUAUUGCAAUAUCCAUCACCAUUGGAACACUCUACCUUGUUUUUAGGCCAAAGCUUCCUAAAUACUCAGUAGACAGAUUGAGAAUAGCACAGUUCAAUCUGUCUGAUAAUAACAAUCUUUUUGUUACCUUCGAUGUAACAGUAACUGCUAGAAAUCCAAACAAGAAGAUUGGAAUAUAUUAUGGUCAUCGGAAUAUAACCGUGCUUAAUCUACCUUUAACAGGUCAAACACAAGAUGCAACUGGUUUAGUAAAUACUUUGCAGCAGCAGCUGCAAGAGAAAGGUAAUUUACCUCUGAAUAUUAAGGUGAAUCAGAAUGUGAGGGUUAAGAUUGUUUCUCAACAAUACUUCCAGAAAAAGGAAGAAGAGAAAACUAUACUGCCCCAAAUUUCUAAGGUGCUUUCAACUCAAGAUGCCUCAAGUAGUGGAGAAUAUGAAACUUCAGGAUCUAGUGGGUAUGGUACUGGUAGUGCUGCUGGGCUUACAGGAAUUAUGGUGGCAAAGUCAACAGAGUUUUCAUAUCAAGAACUAGCUAAGGCUACAAAUAACUUUAGUUUGGAUAAUAAAAUUGGUCAAGGUGGAUUCGGAGCUGUCUAUUAUGCCGAACUCCGAGGCGAGAAAACAGCAAUUAAGAAAAUGAAUGUACAAGCAUCAACAGAAUUUCUUUGUGAGUUGAAGGUCUUAACACAUGUUCAUCAUUUGAAUCUGGUGAGGUUGAUUGGAUAUUGUGUUGAGGGAUCGCUUUUCCUUGUAUAUGAACAUAUUGACAAUGGAAACUUGGGUCAAUAUUUGCAUGGUUUAGGUAAAGAGCCAUUACCAUGGUCUAGUAGAGUCCAAAUUGCUCUAGAUUCUGCAAGAGGCCUUGAAUACAUUCAUGAACACACUGUGCCAGUUUAUAUCCAUCGCGAUGUAAAAUCAGCAAACAUAUUGGUAGACAAAAACUUGCGGGGAAAGGUUGCAGAUUUUGGCUUGACCAAACUUAUUGAAGUUGGAAACUCCACACUUCACACUCCCCUGGGCCGAAGAUUCGAAGGUGAUGCAACGGAGGAGGCUGCUGGUGUUGGUGAUUGUGCCGUUGAUGCGAGGUGGAGGGUAAUGGUUAGAGGACGACGAAGGGAUGAAGGAUGGAGACGGUUGACAAUUGAUGGUGGUGGUUGGUAA